This is a messenger RNA of Penicillium mononematosum, 588 nucleotides long. RefSeq lists its product as uncharacterized. The coding region runs from base 1 to 588 and encodes 195 amino acids. The transcript is spliced from 2 exons. Lineage: Eukaryota; Fungi; Ascomycota; Eurotiomycetes; Eurotiales; Aspergillaceae. The record is from RefSeq and is a predicted model, not a curated record.
AUGUCUCAAUCCAGUCAGAAUGGAUCUGAACAACUCGGAGCCUGCCUCCAUCUGUCAGACGAUAUCUAUAUCAAGGAAAGGAACACUUUGACCGAGUCGUUGGCCUUGAGCGUGAACGUUAUCGCCGUUCGAUGCACCUCACCGAAUGUCUUUACCAUUGACUCUCCCAACUACCAACGUGACUUUCUUGAUGUCUCGGAGACAAUUCGCAGUAUCAUCUAUACUUUCAAUCCAGCUACCAAUACCUUGAUCGUCAAGAUGCCCGGUGAGACACAUGUGCACGUGGGAGCAGCUUUCGAUGACGCCGUUGGGGAUAUGAUUAGGACAAUGGGGAUUCGAGGGGCCUUUGUACCUUACCACGGGGACCACACAAAUGGCCAGCCCACACUAUCGCAGCACAUCGAGAUCCGGGGAAGUGACUCAGAGGAUGAAGUCAGUGUUACUGGGGCACCGCUCAUUAUCCCGUUCCAUCUUUUCUUUCUGCGGAAUCCAGUACCUCCCGUGGAAAGUGAUAUAAGCAUCGGCGAAGAAGGACUCAAGGAAAUUGGGACGUGGGUCUGGGGUGAACAGUCUUAUGUCAAAUUAUAA